Astrephomene gubernaculifera is the source of this 4149-nucleotide messenger RNA. The record is from the annotation of a GenBank genome assembly. NCBI's taxonomy places the organism in Eukaryota, Viridiplantae, Chlorophyta, Chlorophyceae, Chlamydomonadales, Astrephomenaceae.
GCUUCUUCUGUGCUGACCCGGCCGUUUGUACGGCUGCCUUACUCAGCCGCAAAGAAGUGCUGUCGCUCUGUCCGCUUUGUAUUGUGCAUAGACUCAAGGCCUUGCAAUGCUGGCAAGGCGUAAAGGUCAGCACCAAGCGCAUAGUCCUAACACGGCAACCUCAUUUUCCGGGGCAUUUACAGAUGCAUCUAAUGUGAUAAUUGUGCUUCAACGUAAGCAUGAAGAUUGAGCCCGUCCUUGUCCUUAUCUCCGGCGAAGCCCGGCACACUGGAAACCAAAUUGAUGCGCCCCCGUUGGCUUUUGCUACCAAAACGAACGGAUUAAGCUUUACAUCAUGCUCUGGAGUGAUCCUGGCUGCGGCCCCAAUGAAUGGUGGCAAAAGUUCUGGAGGGGCUCUCCUAUUGCCUGCAUCCGCGCUGACUCCUUGGAUCCAGCCCGGCGCGCCAUGGUUGACAUCAAACACCUUGACAUCACCACCGCAACUCACGCCUGACUGCGCCAUUUGCGCUGUUGGCUCGGUCGCAUCGCUCGGUGGUGGGGCCGCAUUCUGCACACCCAUCGCAACAGUGCGCGUUGCUAGCGCUUCCCAUGCUGCCGCACAACUGCUGCAAGGCCUCAAUCGUGAUAUCGGCUACGCUGCGUCCACAAGUUCCCCUCGCUGGGAGUUCAGUUGGUCCGUUGGAGGCCCGCCCAGCACUCCCGCUGAGCAAGGCGCGUUCGUGUUGUGCUGGGCACAGCCCUUGGAUCCCGCCACUAACAGCAGUAGCAGUAGCAGCGACAGCAGCAGUAGCGCCUCAGCGCCCGGUGCCGCCGCGGCGGACAAGUCUGCCGCCGCAAAGUCCGGGUCGUGUGCUUCCUCUUACCCAUCCCACCCAUCCUCCCACUCUGAUGCUGCAGCCGUCGCGCUAUCUGAUCCGCGUUGCCUAGCAAGCCUGCGAGCCUUGUACGGCAAACUGCGCCUUGCACCGCGGGGCACAUGCAGCCCCCAAGGUGCUGGGGCCCACCUCCGCGGCAGUUUCAGCAGCAGCCCACGUGGCCCUUUUAAAGAUCAAGCAAACGGUGUCGUACAGGUAGCUGCUGACGCCAGCAGCGUCAGCACUUGUGGUGGCAGGACCGGUAGGCUCGGUGCCUUAGGUCGACAUGGACCUCCCAUGCAGUCCGGCCAGCCAGGCCCAGGCCACCUGAUUUCGGUGGUUGGGAGCCCCUUUGGCUGCCUGGCACCCUUCCACUUCGUCAACGCGCAAGUCAACGGCGUCGUUGCAUGCGCCUUCCCCGCGCCGACCGAGUCGCUGUCGCUCGCAGUGGCAGCUGGCCUGCCGUACCCGUACGACAGCCUGCCUCGCCGCCAACAGCAGCAACAACAACCACGUCAGCAACGACAGCAACAAAUGUACGACAACGCCGGCGGGAUCAGCAAUGCCGGCGCCCAUGCGGGCGCCGUACUGUUCGCCCUCGACGCGCAUGUCUUUCCAGGCAUGGAAGGUGCUCCCGUUACCAGUACCUCCUCCCGACAACCGCAAGCGGAAGCAGCCUCAUCGUCCCCGCCAACGCAGCUGCCGCCGCCGCUGCUGCAGUCGCCGCCGCUUGCGUUGCUGUGUACGCCGCUGCAGCGGCGGCCCGACGGGGUUCAGGUACCGUUGGCGGUUGCCUGGCAAGCGAUUGCGGCGGCGCUGCUGGGCGUGCUGCGGGAGCUGCUGCGGAGAUGCAGGGAGGGCGGCAUGGCUGCUGGCGAGGCGGGUGGCUGCGGUCUUGGUGUGGAUGAGGAUGAGGAAGAGGAGGGUGGCGGUGGUGCUGCUGAGGCAUGUGAAGGCAGUGACGCUUCGAUAGGGCACCAACAGCUGCGGUUGCAGCAUGUGGUAUCGCCCGGCGCAAGUGCCGCGGCAUGGGCUGCGAGCGGGAGCAGAGGAGGAGGAGGAGCAGAAGAAGAUGGACGCGGAUGCAUGCAGCAGCAGUACGGCAGCGGUUGGGAAGGCGGCGGCAACGGCAGCAGCAGUGUCGGCAGUGUCAACUGCGGUGGUGGCUGCGGCCCGGCUGCCAGCACCACCAAGCAAGGAGGCGUUGUUUCUCAAGCCGGGAGGUAUUGUUUCUUCUGUAGGCCGCCGCCGACGACGACGACAACCCCAAUGAUGCUGUCAACUGCAGCCGCUGCAUGCCCUGUACCCGCCGCCAGUACUUUACUGCCGUGGCAUACCCACAGCGCUCCAUGCCCCGUUCCGCUUGCUCUUCCUUUUCCUCACCCUCCUGUCGUACAACCAGCGGAUUCAGGUUCCUCGUUAUCGAUUCCGGUUUCGGAGGCGCAGCAGCUGCCCGGUUGGGUCCUGCACGCGGUCGUACUGCUGCGAUGCAACGGAUCCUGGGCCACGGGGGUGGUGGUGGAGGCGGGUAGCGGGUUGUUGAUCACAACCGCGCACCUCUUCAACGGGCUGCUGCGCGAGGGCGGGGCGAGCAGGGGCAGCGGCGGUAGCAGCGGGGCCAGAGGAGCAGCAGCGGGUGAUGGCGGUCCGAGUACGGCAGCAUGGGGGCAUAUCCUGUGCUGGGCACGUGUCCCAUGGGUCACCCCGGAUGCGGCAGGGAGGGUGCAGCCGGGAGCAGCAGCAGCAGCAGGCACUGGUGGUGGUGGCGGUGCUGCUUAUGCUGCUGGUGGCGGUGGGAAUGAAGGUGUCGCCGCUGGUUACGGUUACCGUUGGUUGCGCGCGCGCGUGCUGUACGUCUGGAGCAACCACCUAGAUCUUGCCGUACUGCAGCUUGAGCCGCCGUACGGCAAUCACCGUUAUGGUAGUGGUGGUUGGGAAUGUCCGGCUGCCGUACAGCCCACGCCCCUGGCACUGGCGGCGAUCCAAGUGGCAGCACGCGCACGGAGCGACGAUGACGUUCUGCAUGAUAGCCCCCUGGCUGCUUGCCGUACAGCGUCAUCAUGCGCAGCGGAUCAUGGGUGUCGUACUAGCGCUUGCAACGGCAGCUACUACAACACUGCUACCUCCAGCAGCGGCAACAUGAGCAGCAGCAACAACCGCAGUAGCAGAAGUGUCACCGGUUGUAACGAUGGCAUGGGGAGCUUGCCGUCCUCAGUGUCACCACCGCAGAGUGGAGAGGCGGACGGUACGGCACAGUCGGCACUGUACGGAAGAGGCACAGCGGUUUGGGCGGUUGGUCACAGCCUGAUUGGUCCCUCAGCUGAGUGGCCACCGCUUGUGUCGUACGGUUGUGUGGCGAGGGUGCUACGGCGGCGCUCCGGCGUCCCCACCAUGCUGCUGGCCACAACCACCACCCACGCGGGCGGAAGCGGCGGUGCACUGCUGGACUCCCGGGGGCGGCUGGUGGGGCUGGUGACCAGCAACGCGAGGCAUGCGGGGGGCGCCACACUGCCGAACAUGGCCUUCUGUAUCGCCGCGGAGGAACUGGAGCCGGUGCUUCGCUGGGCGGCUGCACGGGCGGCCGGCAGCAGCAGCAGCAGCAGCUGGUCCUCAGCAGCUGAAAGUUGCGAGUGUUGCGCGGGUGCGGCGGGCGCAGCUGCGACCCACGGGUCAGCAGCGGCGGGUGCCGCGGAUCACGCGCCGCCCGGAUUGGCAGCGUUGGCAGCUCUGGACGAGUACGACGAGGAUGCGGAAAGGAUCUGGCGGCUGCAGAUGCCCUCCCUAGAGCCCCCGCCCCCGCCCCCGCCUCCAUCACCACCACCACCAACUCCACCGACUGCUGCUGCCGCCGGCAGCCCGAAUCAUGCGCUCACAGCACCCGGCACAGCAGCAACACCCGCAGCCACGGGGUCCGAGGUCGGAGGUUUCGGGGCUAUGAGCGUUGCAGCACGUUACGCGGUGGAUGUUGCUGCGGCCACAUCCGCAGCAGCAGCAUCAGGAGCCGCGUCAGCAGCAGCUACGGUGAAGGGUCGUCCCAAGAGCCGGUUGUAGCUAGGGUGCACGAGCGCCACUCACGCAAUGGUGUACUUUUUUUUAAGAGGAGGCAGAGUAAAGAGGAGGUAGAAUGUCAGCUGAUUCCUGACGCGGGUGUCUGUAAGGCGAAGCAUAGGGUGCUCGCCAUGGGUGGGUGCGCUUCGGUACUAUGCUGUUAGGAAGUUGGCCCAAUUAUCAGGGUGGGGACUGAGGAGGCAGAAAAAGCCCAAACCACAAGUGAGGGCACGACAAUAGGGAGCGG